Iphiclides podalirius (scarce swallowtail) is the source of this 5046-nucleotide messenger RNA. Lineage: Eukaryota; Metazoa; Arthropoda; Insecta; Lepidoptera; Papilionidae. The record is from the annotation of a GenBank genome assembly.
AUGGUGGUGGGCGAAGCGAAGCGUACCGCCAACAUCAUGGAUGGCAUUGAGAACACGGGCGACGUGAGGCUCCAUGAUCAUCGACUACGUCUCAAACAGAGAUUCGACAUAGUUAGAAAAUUAGGACAAGGCACAUACGGUAAGGUGCAGCUCGGCAUAAACAAGAAGACCGGCCAGGAGGUCGCAAUAAAGACCAUAAAGAAAUGCAAGAUCGAGUCGGAGGCCGAUCUCGUGCGCAUCCGGCGCGAGGUACAAAUCAUGUCCUCUGUCAGACAUCCGAACAUCGUACACAUAUAUGAAGUUUUCGAGAACAGCGAGAAAAUGAUUCUCGUUAUGGAGUACUGUUCUGGUGGAGAAUUAUACGACUACCUCAGUCAGAAAAAGGUAUUAGAAGAAGAGGAAGCCAGGAGGUUGUUUCGACAGAUCGCGACAGCUGUUUACUACUGUCACAUACACAAGAUAUGCCACAGGGAUUUAAAAUUAGAGAACGUAUUGCUAGAUGACACUGGCAGCGCUAAGAUAGCUGAUUUCGGUCUAUCGAACGUUUUCAAAGAGACUUCGCUGCUGUCCACUUUUUGCGGUUCACCCUUGUACGCGUCGCCAGAGAUCGUCAAGGGGACGCCGUAUAUUGGGCCAGAGGUCGAUUGCUGGUCUCUGGGCGUUCUCCUAUACACUCUAGUCUACGGGGCCAUGCCGUUCGACGGCUCCAACUUCAAGCGUCUAGUCCGACAGAUCAGCAACGGCGAUUAUUACGAACCCAAGAAUCCGUCGACCGCAUCACCGCUCAUUAGGGACAUGUUAACAGUGGAUCCGCUGAAACGCGCCGACAUUGCAUAUAUUUGUGACCAUCCAUGGGUGAACACCGGCUGCUCUACGUCGUGCUUGGAAGUGGCAGAAGCCCUGGCGGCUGAGACCCCCGUGCGGCUGGACCUGCUCCUCUCGCUGGCACCAGCAGCGCCCUCGCACUGCAACUCCGUGGUGGUGCCGCCAGAGAACGAGCUCGGGCCCGAGGAGAGUUGCACGGACCUUACGAGCUCGACUUCGAUGGCCGUCGAGCCGAGCAACUCUGCGGAGAAGAGGAUCCUCGAACUGGUUGCAGAGGGCGGAGAGGAUGCGAUAAAGCCGUCACCUACUCGCACCAUUGUGACAGCCGGCGAGAACAAGCGCAAACUGGAGCUGGCCAUGUCCGCCAGCGGCUUGCAGAGGAAGAAGGAGAAAGUAGCGAGCGCCAGCGCGGCCCAGCUGGCGUCGCAGCGAGCCGCCCCGCUGCCCGAGGAAGCGGCCGCCGACGAGCCGCAGCAACCGCCCGAGCCGUGUCUAAAGUCGUCUGCUACCAUAACCAUAGCGCCAGCGCCGGUCGAACUGGCCAAGGACGCCACCGUGGACAUCGCCAAGAGGGCGCCCAAAGAGGAGUACCAGGAACCAGAAACCACAACUGCUGCCACGCCCAAAGUCGAGGAGAAACCAAGGCCGGAAACGCUUGACCAACCUAAGGCAGACGAGCCGAAACAAGCGUCAGUGGCGGCCGCUGCGGACAAACUCACGUCGCUCUCCCUAACACCGCAAACACCGGCUGCUCCUACGCCGGCUCCCGCCAAACCGAAGAAACUGUCUAUUGGUGGCCAUGUGGGCAGCUUUAAAGAGCAAUUCGAGAGGAGGGCGUCACUUACUGCUGCCCCUGAAAUCAAACGCAACGUCUCCAAGCCUGUCGUGUCGAAGAUCGCGAAGCCCAAAGCGCAAAGCGAAGACAGAGACCUGCCACAGAAGUCGCCUGACAAUGGCACCGUCAGACUGCAACAGAUUGGAAUUGAACCGUCGCAGACUCCAGUUGAAGAGGCAAGGGACAUGAGUCGCAGCGGCGUUAAGAAGACGGAAAGCGAGCCCAUGCACAACACCACUCAGGUGGACCCAUCCGUGUUGCUCCAAGACGCUAGAAGGAGUCUGCAGAACUCCAUGGCCAAGCUGGUUGAGGAGAAAGCGGGUGAGGAAAGCCGAAGACGCGCUGCUCGCGAUAUUAUCUCAUCCGCCAUACGCACUGGCAAGCCGCCGGUGCCGUACGGGCGGUCAUCGUCGGCGGGCGUGACGUCACUGUCCUCCCCGCCCGGCACCCCUCCCGCGGCGCCCCCCUCCGCGCCCCCCGCCGCGCCCCGCCUCUACCGCACCGAGGCGCAGCACCGCGUCGACGACCACCGGCACAGGGGCGUGUCCGUGGAGCGCAUCAUCCCCAUCCACGUGUCCGCGGAGGAGCCGCCCCCUCCGCCGCACAAGCCGCCGCCGGUCACGCCCCCCGCGCCCCCCGCCCCCCGCCGCCCCGCGACAGCACACGCCGCUGAGGUGACGACACACCAAGAGCUCACUCAAACAACACUUUUGCGGCUGGCGUCCGCGGAGUCGCCGACGAGCGAGGCGUGCAGCAGCCCCGGCGAGCCGAUCAAGAAGUCCGCGCGCGAGUUCAUCAUCCCCAUCGCGGUGGAGGGCAAGGGCUACGUGACGCCGCGCCAGCGCAGCCUCGAGCCGGAGGGCGCGCACGCGCACGCGCCGCGGAUCGCGCGCACGCACAAGCCGCGCCGCAUCAGUAGUCUUGUUAGCGGAGGAGAAUCCGAAGAAGAAGAUGAUAAUCACAUGCACCGUCUGAGAUCCACAAGAGCGGCCCGCGCGGAGUCCGUCAGUUCAGGCGAGGAAGAUGAAGAGGACGAGGGCUUCCACCUCCUCACCGCGGAGAACUUAUUCUCCACCCUUUUGCACAGGGUGCGUGCACUGACGCAGCGUCUGAACGGGGAGGAGGGGCCCGGCUUCUCGCAGCAUCCGCACUCGCUCUUCAACAAUCUGCAGUCACCGUUCUUCAAUAGCCCUCACUUACCAAGGAGACAUCUGUUCAAACUGUGCUCUAUUCCGCAGACGCGACGGCUGGGGUUCGCGCGAGCUGCACUCGGACUGGGAGUCGAUGUUCAACAAGGGCCGGCAGCCGAUGCCGCGAGUUGGGUUGCGCGUUACACUGCAUGCUCCGACCAAAUCUUCACUUCACAGCGGCAACAGCGCCAACCACAAACCCGCCACAAACGCCACACAGGAAUAGGUAGCAUUAAGAGAACCGGCAAGAAGCACCAUACGUCAAAGGCACAGCAGCAUCAGCAGCAGCAACAACAGCAACAGCAAAAAGAAAGCGAAAGCGGAUUGGAUCUGUCGGAUUUGGACUUAAGCUCGAUAGAGUUCUCGGAGAGGGAGAUGCGCGCGCUCUCGGGGCUGACGCCGGCGCUGUCGAGGCGGCUCCAGCAGCAGCUGCUCGCCCACCUGCCGCCCGCCGCCGCCCGCUCCUUGCGCCGCACGCUCUCGCUGCACGCGGCGCCCCCCGCGCCCGCGCCCCGCCCCGCGCGCGCCCACUCCGCCUCCAAGUCGAGCGACGAGCCCACCGACGCGGACUCAAUACUCGAACAGCUCGCCUCGUCCGCCGCCGACGCCGAACCCGCCCCCCCACGCGACAACGCUGACGCCCGCACGAGCGGCGAGAAUGACACGCAAGUGCGGCAGACCAACGGCGAUACCAACGAGGUGGACGCCGCCGAAGCGAAGGGCGUCCACCGCCGCUACCUGCGCGGACACUCGGUCAAAUCCGUCGAUGACGACACCUCCACGGAGAACACAAAGGAACCAACACCCGCCGAACGGACAGGGUACACAACCACGAGCGCUUCUACGAAAGAUGUCGAAGAUUCUUUAAUUGUAAAGAAAAAACACAAAGACGGAAAUGUCCGUAAAGAAGGAGAAAUGGAUUUGGCCGCAGCGCACGUGUCACAGUUCUGCACGUUACCGCGGCUCAAGCGAAAUUCAGCGUUGUCUCGGGAAUCUACAUCAUCAGCUUCUAUAAAUGAUCCAGCCGAAAGUGACUUAUCUUCUAAACUUACUGAGAAGGAGCCAACUCAGUCUAGGAGCAGUAGUGUACGUGAUACACCAGAUCGUCCUCUGCUUAGCAAAUAUUUAACGCCCGAGAGACAUUUAUCUUUAGACGAAUCCUAUUCCUCUGACUGUGGUAGCAUAUUAUCUGAACCGAGCUAUAUAGCAGCAUAUGGUGAUAAUGAAAGUGAAAAGAAAAAUAAUUUCGAAAAGAACGGCACGAUAGAAGGCUAUAACAAAAUUGAUACAAAUAAUGCACAUGAUCGCAGUCGUUCCAGAAGUAGGUCUGUUUAUUCAAAUUCUGACGUUAAGUCCGAGCACAGUGUGGAAGUUAAGGUUCCAGGGAAGUCCAUCGACACACGUACCGGAGGCACCUUCCUUAGAUCUACACGUAAUAAUGACUCCAUUAGUCCAGAGAAAGAAGACAUCGUCGACAGAAUACGGAGGAAAAGUUUCUAUUCUAGGUUUAACGAAAAGAAACAAAGACGGAAAAGCAGUUUAGUAGGCCCCGGUGCUACUGAGUACGACCCAGUGGCGAGACUACACUCGCAGCCAUCCGAGUCCAAAUACGACGUCUCACCGACUUCUCCGCUGCAUUACGACCUGUCGCCUGGUUAUUCUGUUGCUUCAGACUUGUCGCCGUCAACGGACCGCUACAGAUCCCUACUCUCCGAUCUUCCGAGCAACAGGAGCAGUUUAAGAUAUGAUGGGCUGAACGAUAAAGUUGAUACGUAUCGAUCCCUCGACCGCAACGAUUUUAGGAAGUUUUCAGGCAGAAGUUACUUAGAUUACGAUCAAUCUGGAACGUAUGGAACCCACCGAUACUCUAGAACGAAAUCACUCUUAGAAAAUUCGGAUGGUAGCGAAGACCAUAGUUUGAAUCAUCUGAGGGAUCCAGUCAAAUACAAUAGAACCAAUUCUUUGUUCACAUCGGGAAACUAUGCUACAUAUAGACCAAAGAGAACCAGAAAUUCCGCUAUCAUAUUAAAAGAGAGCGAGAAAGAACCGAGCCCUGAAAACAUCAUGGACAAAAUAAGGAACAGAAAGAUCACAAUCAGCGUGACAAGGAAGCCAGAUUCUGAGGACUCACUGCCAAGAUCCAAUGUCCCACCUAAAGGCGAAGGCGACAGUGCAGAAUGCUCUGAGAAAAUUGAC